Messenger RNA from Schistocerca serialis cubense, 1497 nucleotides. RefSeq names its product myrosinase 1-like. Gene Ontology annotation, biological process: carbohydrate metabolic process. The record is from RefSeq and is a predicted model, not a curated record. The coding region runs from base 1 to 1497 and encodes 498 amino acids. The transcript is spliced from 11 exons. Lineage: Eukaryota; Metazoa; Arthropoda; Insecta; Orthoptera; Acrididae. Gene Ontology annotation, molecular function: beta-glucosidase activity.
AUGGUACGGUACGCUGCGACCGUCUUGUGGGCGCUGGCGGCAUCGGCUGCGGCGACGGCGGCUGCUGCUGCCAACAGCGGAGCUGUCAACCAGUUCCCGGAUGGCUUCCUGCUGGGGGCUGCCAGCGCCGCCUACCAGAUAGAGGGGGCCUGGAACGAGGAUGGUAAAGGCGAAAACAUCUGGGAUCACAUGUUCCACGAGCAUCCAGAGUACGCUCACAACGGCGAGAAUGGUGACGUAGCCUGCGACUCGUACCAUAAGUACGCUGAAGAUGUCGAGGCUCUCAAGGGUAUCGGGGCCACAGCUUACCGUUUCUCCGUCUCGUGGUCGCGUGUUCUGCCGACUGGGGACCUGGACGUGAUCAACCAAGCGGGUAUCGACUACUACAAUAACCUCAUCAACCUACUACUGGAGAACGGUAUAGAGCCAAUGGUGACGAUGUACCACUGGGACCUGCCGCAACCCCUGCAGUACAUUGGGGGUUGGCCUAACCCACUGAUGGUGGAGUACUUUGUUGAAUAUGCUCGUCUGCUCUUUGAUACUUUUGGCGAUAGGGUGAAGUGGUGGACCACGAUCAACGAGCCGUACAUAGUGGCGUGCGGCUACUCCAGUUCCGGCUGGCAGGCCCCGUCACAGAACGCUCCGGGCAUCGGCAACUACCUGGCGGCGCACACCAUGAUCCGGGCUCACGCCAGGGUCUACCGCCUGUACGAGCAGGAGUACCGGGCCACGCAGAACGGAAAAGUGGGCAUUGCACUCAACUCGGACUGGUACGAGCCAGCAGAAGACAUCGAUUCCUACUUGGAAGCACAGGAACGCAUGUUUCAGUUCCAGCUGGGGCUGUACGCGCACCCGAUACUCCUGGACGGCGACUACCCGGCCGUGGUCCGCCAGAGGGUGGACAACAACAGCGCGGCAGAGGGGAGGCACAGGUCCCGCCUUCCCAGCUUCACCGAAGAGGAGAAGCAGUACAUCCAAGGUUCAGCUGACUUCAUCGGGAUUAAUACGUAUACAACUACCAUCGUCGAGCCUGGAGACUCUGGUGGUGUGCCGUCCUUUGAACUGGACACCGGCGUCAUCAGGUACCAGAACGAAUCUUGGCCGGGCAGCUCCGCGUCGUGGCUGAAGGUGGUCCCAUGGGGUUUUCGCAAGUUACUGAACUGGAUGUCAAACGAGUAUGCAGGAUACCCCAUAGUCGUCACUGAGAACGGCUAUGGAGACUGGGGAGAACUGGAUGAUCAGCGCCGAAUCGACUAUUAUGGGAGUUAUUUGGCCGAACUGUUGAAAGCUAUUAAUGAAGACGGUGUCAACGUACUUGGUUACAUGGCGUGGAGCAUUAUGGACAAUCUGGAAUGGGCUUCUGGAUACGAGUUACGCUUCGGAAUUUACAGGGUAGACUUCAACAGCACUGAUCUUGCAAGGAUUCCGAAAGCAUCUGCAAGCUUCAUGGGUGACAUCUUCAGAAAUAAGACAGUCCCUGAUGAGUACUUUCAGUAG